This is a messenger RNA of Suillus fuscotomentosus, 5565 nucleotides long. RefSeq lists its product as uncharacterized. The coding region runs from base 347 to 5281 and encodes 1644 amino acids. The record is from RefSeq and is a predicted model, not a curated record. The transcript has 28 exons. NCBI's taxonomy places the organism in Eukaryota, Fungi, Basidiomycota, Agaricomycetes, Boletales, Suillaceae.
AGUCUGCCUGGUACCAACUUGACAACCAAGUUGGGAUUGUCAACUUGUGACAAUGCUGCUUCUCAUUUUUGCUGGAUACAAUUUGAAAGGUCGGCAGCCCGACUUCCAUUACGCGGUUGCUACAGGUUCUGAAGGAAAUGUUGUUGGGCGUCUAAGUCCUGCUGCAUGUCGAUGCGGCUGUGGGUUCCGGAAUCCUUUAAUCAAACGUUAUUCUUGACAUGCCAGCAGAGACCUGCCUGCUUUCACAGCAAAUACCACAGCUUUAAAUACCACAGCAUCUUUCCUGUCUGUAUACCCUUUCAACGACAGGACACCAGCAAAGCAACCUAGGCCACUGGCGUAACAUAUGGCGAGCAAGACAACUAGAACGCCGAAGAGAGUAGAAGUAAACCAGCGUGCGCUGGUCGAUAAAGUGCUCGCUCGAUAUCCCGAAGAGUUUACAGUGUUCCGAGAACUAUUACAGAAUGCAGACGACGCUAGAGCCAAGAAGGUCCUAAUAGAGUUUCAGACGAAGGACUACGCUACACAUACUGCGGGAGCGAACGGCAAGACAAAUGGAAUCAAUGGCACAACCGAUUUCCCGGACUUGCUCACAACGAAGUUGUACAAAUGGGUUGUUCGCAACAAUGGUGAUUAUUUCGAAGACAAGGACUGGGGACGACUGACGAAGAUUGCGGAUGGCAACCCGGACGAACAGAAGAUCGGGGCAUUUGGAGUUGGGUUCUACAGCGUCUUCGGUAUCACCGAUAGCCCGCAGGUCUUCUCUGGAGGUAAAAGCCUGUCGAUAUUCUUUCAAGGCGAUCAGCUAUAUACGUUGGACGAUACUUGUCCCCAGAGCGAGUGGACUUCCAUCGAGAUGCAGCUGAAGGAAGAUAUGCAAGUUCCCGUCCCGAAGCCAUUCGACUUGGCCAGGUUCUUGGCAGCUACUAUGACAUUCAUGUCAUGUGUGGAAAAUGCCCAUGUUUCUUUCAACGACAAAAUCUUCAUGAAGAUCGCCAAGUCCAGACAAGUACCCAGCUCCAUUCGUGUUCCCAAAGAUAUGAUACCGAGGAGCAAGGAGGACACGAUGCAUAUCAAGGGACUUUCAGUAGUUACCCAAGAAAUUUCUGUUGAACUCGCGGAAUGGGCACGCGCCGCUGGAACGAAGAUGAUAUCUACGCAUCGCCCUGGCAAUGAAAAUCUAUCAAAGGAUCCUGUGAAACGCAAAGGUUUUUGGGAUGGCUCAAAGCGCGAAGUCCCAAAAGUCGCCAAAGUCACUAAAGCUGUAUCUCGAGCGUCGACUUAUGAUCACCCGCCCUGGGUGACCCAUCGUGCCAAAUACGCGGUAUAUUCAGCUGAAGUUAUGACUACUCCUAACAAGGACCUUCAUAAGGGCUUACGAGCAAUGACGAAGAAGGAUCCUCCUUCCCACUUUGAUUUUGAGAUGGUCUACUUCUCCAAAGAGGAGCAGGAUGCAAGAACGGCAGAGGAGAAGAGGGAUCCGGACUUGGGAAGCAUAUUCAGAGGACCGCAGGGUCUAUUUCCACAACUAGAUGGGGAAUACAUGUCCCGGAUCUUCAUCGGCCAAAGUACAGCGCAAACGACUGGUAUUGGUGGGCACAUGUCUGGCCGGUUUAUUCCGACUAUCGAACGAGGAUCCAUUGAUCUGACAAACGGCCACAUUGCAAAAUGGAAUCAGGAGCUCCUGUAUGUAGGUGGAUUCCUUGCGAGGCUCGUAUAUGAACAGGAGAUUCGCAAGGUCUGGGAUGCUUGGCCUACAAUCAACGGUGUUGCUGUCCCGACUGCUGACGCUCGGGCGGCAGCUUCAAGAGAAAAGGCCUCAUAUGCUAUGCGCUACUUCACGUUCCAACCGUCCACUCCGGAUGCCAAAGUAUCGAAAAUCUUGCAAGAUGCAUUUUAUGACUGUUUCGACUAUUCCUCCAACGUUCAUUUCCCCAUCUUGACGAAUUCGGGUAUCUAUCACACCAAGGACGUUCGGGAGAUUCACACUGACUUUACCUCCUUCAUGAAAAUGGUGCCUACACAACUUCCGACGUCACCUGGCGACCCACCUAAUUUGGUUGACACUCUCCCUGAGAAGUAUGGUGUCCGGAUGUACACAUUUUCGGACGUGGUGAAAGAACUACAGCGAAGGAUCUUACAAGAAGAAGAAAUGAUCGGUUGUCUGCGGUGGUGGGUCAACUUCAUAAGUUCGCUUGAAGACGAUGAAGAGAGGGAAAGAACUCUCAUAUUUCUGCCCAAUCUGACCGAUAAUGCCAAGUCGCGAAUUGGGAAUUCAAUGCGCGUCAUAGAAUUUCGCAAUAUCACCAAGUUUGUCGAUUCCAAUAUUUGGCUCCCUUGGCUUCAGUCGGACGAUGCUCUUCCCCCAGACACUAUUCCGUUCUCGUUUACCAGACCUCUCAAUCGACAACACAUUUCCCCAUCUCUUUUGUGGCAGCCAAUGACACUUGUGGACUGGCUGACUCAUUUGAUAAGCCCUCAGAUAGACGCAGCCCAUGACAUUCGCAAAAACUCUACGUAUUCCAACCGUGUCUUGGGGGUUCUGGGGAACAUCUGGCCCAUGAUGUCCAGUGACAUAAAAACUCAGGCAAAGGAUCUCAUGCAGGACGUCCCAUGGAUCGCAACGAAUCUGGGAUUCCGGCCCCCUGGUGGAGCGUAUUUUCCAGAAGCAGACGUCUUCCAUGACUUGCCUGUUGUCUCUGUCAAUCUGUUUGAUCCACAGAUUCUCACUGUACUUGGUGAGCUUGGGGUCAAACGUCAUCUUGACUUUGAAGAGUUGUUUGCCAAGGCGGACAAAUUGAGCACGUGGUCAGCGAUGGAGAUGAUCAGGUAUCUUAACACUGACCCAGACGCCAUGGAGAGGCUGGAGGAAAUAAGGAAACACGCUGUUUUCCCUUGCGAUAAAGGCAAGAAAUACUGCAUCACUGACUUGUACCUUCCACAUGCGGAGAUACGUCCGUUGGGCCUACCAAUUCUCGAUUGGUCACGCAGGAUCGAUAAAGAUUCUGAAGAUGAGCAACUUCUGACCGAUAUGGGAUUCCUUCGACACCCGCCUUUGGAGAAGCUUAUUGAGAUUGCUGGAGACCCCGACCCUAAAGUUCAACGUGCUGCCUUUGGGUACCUUGCAAGCAAGUUCGAUGAACUCUAUGAUACAGAAUAUGAUCCUUCGAAAUACGACGAUAUGCCGUUUAUACCAGCUAUCCGAGAUGGUCAUGAAUGUGUCGGCGCUUACGAGGAGGUUUAUUCUGAUUCAUCAUGGGCGUUGAUGGGGUUCCAGAAAGUCCACCCUUCUGUCGACAGGAAGAUCGUUGGCCGACUGAGGAUGCGGGAAGCGCCAUCGGCAAGACAAGUGAUCGAUGUUUUCAGGACCAGUCCGCCCAAGGAUCCCAACACAGCGAUAAAAUGGUUCGCCUUUCUUGCAACAAAGCAAGUCCUCUCUCCUGGAGAUCUUCAGCAAAUCGCCGAGAUUCCUAUCGUUCCCGUCGUAGAAGGUUCCGUCGAACCUCGCCUGGUGCCACCUCGAGAGUGCUUCAUUGGUGGUAGUCAAUACGGAGACGACCACCUUUACCGCCGACUGUUUACCUUCGUCGACUUUGAGGAACGUGCAAAUCGGUUUCUGAAAGCUUGCGGCGUCAAAGCCAAGCCAGAUUGUUCCGACAUCCUCCACAUCCUAAUAAAGGACCCUAAGGAGUUCCUUAGAAAAGCUGGUGCAGACCCUGAAAAAUAUCUUGUCGAGCUUCGUGGAAUUGCGGUUGGGUAUGAGGGGCUCUCCGAAGAGGAUAAGAAAAGGAUGAAGAAUGCGCCGAUAUUCGUCGGCUAUCGCACAGUAAGGUCCUCGAAUUCAGAUAACACCACUCUCGUCGUCAGGGACGAAUUCCAACUCGUCACAGCAUCUAAGAUUCUACUCGCUGAUGACAUGGAAAACCGACGGAUCUUUGGAGAGUUUGUCUGGUUGGCUCCACAAGAUGAGUUGCUCGAAAAGCUCUACGAAUCUGUGGGAUCUGGAUAUUUGAGCGCCCAUAUCAAAUACAACGUGAAACCAGAUAGCGAGCAACAUAGGUGGACUCGCUGCGAGGAAGUUCGAAAGGCAAUUUUGGAGAAGUUACCCAUCUUUAUGCAUGAGUUUGAUGAACAACGUCUCAAGCAAGGCUCGGUGCAUCGGAAGUGGGAUGAUAAAUCACGCUUUCUCGUGAAAGGAUGCAAAGAUCUCAAAGUGGACAAGAGACUUGAAUCUAAUUACUGUAUCUCUACUGAACGUCAGAGAGAAAGUAAUGAAUUCUAUGUGUCCGCCGAGAUUACUACAGAAGAGAGCGGUCGUGUUGUGCUAUGGCUCAAGAAAACGGACCAUCUUGACAUGUAUGACGUCGCUGUCGCACUUUGCCGUCUGCUUUUCAAGACUCACAAGAAGCACGAUGUUCUCAGUUUGAUGACCAUAUUGGAGACGGACAAGGAGGUCUUGAGGAAACGAGGCUACGAUGUGGAUAGGAUUGAGCAAGCUCACGAAGCCGCUAAACUUGAGGACAAGAAGAAGGAAGAAGAGCGCGAAAAGGCAGCACGCAAUAAGCAUUCAGAGGAGUCCGGCGGAGGGCAGCAUAUUGGUGGCAGUAUCCACCUCCGGUCCAGAUUCCUUGAUUUCUUCAGGUGGCAGUCGGGAUCCAAGAAUGCCAAUAGAGUUAACGUCGGCGAAAUUGACGAUGCGAUCAAGGAGUUGAUGGAACAGUGUGCCAAAGGACAAGCUACCCCAGAAGAACAAAAAGAGAUCCGAAAUAGAGAACACAGGGGUGCAGGCAGGAAGCAGAAAGACGUUCAAUACUGUACUGAGCUGAAGAGCACCGCUCUGGAAUCCGUCGAUGUGGGUGGUGCUGCCGGUCUCAUACCCGUUUGGCGACAAAUCACUGCACAAGAGGCAAUUCCAGGCGAACUAACAGAGUUUGCAAACAUAGUCCAUGGACUCAACAGAGUUUUGGACCUGAGUAAUAACGAACACGGCAUAUUUAAUAUCUUCUGGCAUCCGGAGGAUCGUGACUUGAUGGGAUUCAACCGCAACCGAUUGAUUUUCUUAAACCUUGCACACUUCACCCAACACUCGCACAUGACGCCCGGUCAGGCAUACAUUCACUGGUACUAUAUCGUCGUGCAUGAGAUAGCCCACAACAAAACGCCUUUCCACGACGAAACUCACGAGUUGUUGGUUUCGGCACUAAGCGCUCAGUUCCUGCCACGUUUGCACGACGUGGUAGAGGUCCGCGAGUAUCUCAAUUGCGCAACGAACAUUUCGUAGCGGAUAUUCGGCUUGGUUGCCACGGAUGGGACUCCAGAGGUGUAUUUAUAAGUUGUGUUGUGCAUUAGCAUUGACGGCAGCGACCUUGUUCCACAAGUGUUGUGUACCAUCGACACAUUUUUUGGGGAAGACAUGUGGAUCAUUCAUUAUACAUCAGCGGUAUGCUAAUAUUAACAAACUUUCAAGAGUAGCGAGCUGCAGUCAUAAUCAGGAAAAACUAUGCCAAUUUUGUCAUCUGAAUACAACGUGAUGCUACAUUGUUAGUACAACACAUGACGGUUUCU